AUGGUUGAUUCGGCCCUCACUAUACUCCACAAUUUUAGAAGAUGGAACCCCAAAGAAACUAAAUCUAACUCGGUGAACAGGAACCUACCGGUCAUCUGGCAACCACCGAGGCGAAACGCACUGAAGAUCAACACCGACGGCUCAUACGUGUCGAGGUCGCCAAUGGGUGCCAUUUCAUGCCUUAUUCGAGAUGAAUCGAGGGUGCUUUGCGACGGAUUUGCCAGAUUUGUUCGGACGUCGUCCAUUUUGCAGCUGGAAGCCCUAGCUCUUCUAGAAGGCAUAAAGCACGUGCAAGAGAGAAGAAGUGAAGUGUUUGAGUAUGAGUCAGACAGUCUGGAAGUAGUCAACACCAUUAACAGCUCAAAUCAGCCUCUGUGGGAAGUCAACGCAAUUAUUUUAGAGGUCCGCGACUUACUGGGCCGGCUUUCUAAUGUCUCUGUAGCCCAUAUUGAUAUAGGUGCUAACCAAGCUGCAAACUGGGUGGGUAAGCCAGAGACAAAAUUCUCUUUCUUUGGAGUAGGUAGCCAACCCUCCUCAAAAUCUUUGAAAUUUACUUUGUUUUGA
Syzygium oleosum is the source of this 564-nucleotide messenger RNA. RefSeq lists its product as uncharacterized. The record is from RefSeq and is a predicted model, not a curated record. Gene Ontology annotation, molecular function: RNA-DNA hybrid ribonuclease activity; nucleic acid binding. The transcript has a single exon. Bases 1 to 564 code for a protein of 187 amino acids. Lineage: Eukaryota; Viridiplantae; Streptophyta; Magnoliopsida; Myrtales; Myrtaceae.